AUGACUUCAACAAUUUCACAAAACUCACCGUUUCCGCCAAAUGCGGUUUACCAACAAAAUUCAUACCCAUCACAAACUUCUUCAUAUUCACAAAUUCCAAGAAAUUCACCGUAUCAACAUCAACAAUAUCAUUCACCCGUUAAGCAAGAAUAUUCAUCAUCCUCUUCCUCACCUUCAUCAGUAUCUUCCGCAUCUGCAUCUUUUCCAUUAGGCACACUUCCACCCUCAUUCGAUCAUAGUCACUUAAUAGAUGGCAUUCCUGUAUCAUAUAUUCUCGAAAAAUUACAUUUAUUAGGUCCAACCUAUUAUAACAAUAGACAAACCGCUUACGCUGAACUACUCAUUAAUUCCCUUCCAAAUACUACGUUUUACGUUCAUAAAGAAUAUCUCAUUCUUCAAUCAAUCUUUUUUCGUCAAGUAUUUGAGAGGGUAAAAAAUGGUGAUUGUAUAACGAUCACUCUCCCCGCCGCUCCCGAAACCUUUCAACCCAUAUUAGAAUAUUUAUAUACUGGUGAUGAUGACAAAUGGUAUAGCACCAUGACCAUAGAGAAUUGGUCAAAUAUUUAUAAGAAUGUACAAUUUCUUGGUUUAUGUACCGAAGCUAAAGCUGUUUGUUUGGCUUUUUAUGAACACGAGAUUGAACCGACUUUACAUAGGUUAUUUCAUACAUUACCACGGCGUCAUAAAGACAACCCUAUAGUUCCCCCGUCUAAUCGACCUAAACCAUCAAUUAAAACCUGUAUAAUAUUAGGAUCCGGAGGACAUACGAUGGAAAUGUUCCAAUUGAUAGAGGGGUUGGAUCUUAAAACAGUUUACCGACCGAGAAUAUAUGUUGUGACCGAUAAUGAUUAUUUAAGUUUGCAAAAAGUUGUCGAAUUUGAAAAUAGGAAAUCUGGUGAUCAUCAUAAUGAUCACGUUGUUAAAAUGAUACCGAGAAGUAGACAAGUUGGACAAUCUUGGUUAACCACCCCAUUUAGCGUCCUUAAAGCCUUAAUUAAAUGUAUCAGCCUAAUAUUUGGUGAAUUACCGGAUCUAAUAAUAUGUAAUGGACCAGGAAGUUGCAUUCCUGUUUGUGUUAUUUCUUACAUUCCCAGAAUAUUGGGAAUUAAAUGGAUAAAAUUGAUUUAUGUAGAAUCAUUUGCUAGAGUUAAAACAUUAUCAUUAUCAGGGAAAUUAUUAUAUAUUUUCGUAGAUAGAUUCUUAGUACAGUGGCCUUACUUUGCAGAAAAAUAUCCCAAUGCUGAAUAUAAAGGUCUUCUUGUAUAA
This is a messenger RNA of Funneliformis mosseae, 1266 nucleotides long. The record is from the annotation of a GenBank genome assembly. Lineage: Eukaryota; Fungi; Glomeromycota; Glomeromycetes; Glomerales; Glomeraceae.